Messenger RNA from Lobosporangium transversale, 861 nucleotides. RefSeq lists its product as hypothetical. The transcript is spliced from 4 exons. The coding region runs from base 1 to 861 and encodes 286 amino acids. NCBI's taxonomy places the organism in Eukaryota, Fungi, Mortierellomycota, Mortierellomycetes, Mortierellales, Mortierellaceae. The record is from RefSeq and is a predicted model, not a curated record.
AUGUCUGAAGUAAUCAUCGAUCGGAUGCCUUCCAACUUUUUGAACGACGACACAGACAAAUCCAGUUUCCCAAAUGUGACUAGGCUAAGCUUUGUUGAUGUCAAAAUACUUGAUUCUGAACAUUAUACACAAUCGUAUUGCCUCGGGAUGUUGGCCAGGAGAUGUCCAGGAUUACGUUCACUGUAUUUUAAUGAUAUCAUUGAGAAAAGCAGGUUUAAGCGGCAAACACAUAUUGAUUUCUACAAAUCAGCAUUCCUUCGUCGUCCACUACUAGCAGAUGAACACAAGAAUUUGGAGGAUGGACUGCACCAUAUUGACCCAUAUAGCUUCCAUAUUACAUACGAAGAGGCUGAUGGUACUGUUCAAGCGAUCUUGUCUAAUUGUCCACGUUUGAAGGAACUGAUAGGAUCUAAAAUCACAGUGACAGAAAUCGUCAAAGGAGUAGAAUGGGUUAGCACUAACCUCAUUCUUUUGGCCAUCCAGCUUGAAGCUGAUGUUGAGAGAUGCACGUUGGAAGGCAUGGAGAAGCAGCGUAUUGUGUUUAGACAGCUAGGCAGGUUGACCCGAUUACAGAAACUUGCUUUGACAGGGGCAUACACAUACUAUUAUGAUAAUGGAACAUUAGACUUGACGUUAAGAGCAGGUCUGGAUGAAUUAGUCAAUUUGAAGCAGUUGUCAGAAUUCCCAAAUGAUCGCCGCCAGUUUAUGGAAUAUGGAGAUGCCACAUGGAUUAUAUACAAUUGGCCAAGUAUUUCUGAGCUGAAUGGCCUUGUGAAUUGCGAGGAUUCGAAGGAUGAAGUAGCUGACUUACUCCGUUCGCACCAUAUUGCGUUAUCCGAUUCUUCUUACCAAAAGGAAUAA